CAUGUGGUCGAGUGGCCUCUCCGAGAUGGCGGUGGCAUGGAGAUCAUUAUUGCUGUGGCAGUGCCAGUCGAUUGACUUAUUCUCGUAGAAAUAGAUAAAACGCCGCAGCGAAAUAAAUCGCUUAUUUGUAAUGGAUUCAACAACAGUCAAGGUCAGGCAGGAGGAAGAUGCAUCGGAGCAAAUGGAAAUUUUGCACGACGGCCAAGGAGGAAGGAAGCAUAAACGCGUUGUUUUCACAGCAAAGUCAGCUAAUCGCAAUGCUGGCAAGAGAGCCAAAAACUAUUUGAGAAGCAAAGUCCGCAUGCUAAACUGGAUAGGUCACUACAACUUGGAGUGGGGCAUCAAUGAUGUGAUUGCGGGCAUCACCUUAGGCCUCACCAUCAUACCGGAGAGCAUUGCAUGUGCUCUGCUGGCAGGACUCCCAGCCAGAUAUGGGCUGUGCUCGGCGUUUGUGGGCCCCUUCAUCUACCUGUUCUUUGGGUCGAUUGACAAGGUCAUUAUCGGACCCACCAGCCUGGUGGCCCUUGUCAGCGUGCAGUUUACAGUGGGUAAACCCCUAGAGUUUGCCUUCAUGUUGACUUUUCUGAGUGGCAUUGUUCAGCUGAUAAUGUCCGGUCUACGAAUGGGUUUCAUCUUUGAGUUCAUUUCAAUGCCUGUGAUCAAAGCUUUCUCCUCGGCCACAGCCGUUUUGGUCAUUGAGUCACAGCUGAAGGUGCUCCUUGGCAUUAAGUACUUAGUCUCUGGUUUUAUAGAGUCGGUGAAGACCCUUUUCUCCAGAUACAGCGAAUCCAGUUCCGGCGAUCUCAUCAUGGGUGUAUGUGCCAUUGUGUUUCUGGUGUUAUUCGAGCUUCUGGAAAAGCUGGCCACAAGACGGAAUAUUAACAAAACCGUUGCCACCGUUUGUCGUUAUCUCUCCUUCUCUCGCAACACUUUGAUUGUGGUGAUAACUGCCAUAAUAUCGUAUAUCUGGCUGCUGUCGGAGCCACAGGUGCCAUAUGUCCUAAGCAUGAAUGCCUUAUCAGGAUUGCCAAACUUGACGCUUCCCGCAUUCACUAUUGAGGCGCCCGAAAAAACCUACACAUUCUGGGAAAUGGUAGCAGACAUGAAUGUUGGAAUUAUUGUUAUACCGGUCGUUGGAAUACUAACCAAUCUAUCCAUCGGAAAGUUGACUCCUAAGGGUAUGGUGGACACAAAUCACGAACUGUUGACACUGGGAAUGUGCAAUAUAUUCGGUUCCUUUUUCCAGGCGAUGCCAUCAUCGGGAGCCUUUACCAGAUAUGCCAUAAGUACAGCUUGUGGUCUAAAAAGUCCAAUGGCCAACUUGUACUCGGGCAUCAUAGUAUUGCUGGCUUUGGCCUUCUUAAGUCCCUACUUCAAUUAUAUACCUGAAGCUACAUUGGCUGCCAUCUUGAUUUGCUCCAUAUUCACCUUGCUGGACUUCAAACUGCCUUUGCGACUGUGGCGUGAAUCGAAAAGAGAUUUUGCCAUAUGGGUACUGUGCUUUAUUGUCUGCAUUUUAUGUGGCGUGGAGGUGGGACUGUUUGUGAGUAUUAUUGUCAAUGUGGCGCACUUGUUGUUCCUGUGGGCUCGUCCCGAGGUGUCUGUCAAAAUUCAAGAGAUGGAUGAAAUGCAGUAUAUCCUUGUGACAGCAGGCAAUGGCAUCUACUUCCCAGCCAUCAAUUAUUUGAGAGCCAAAGUGCUGAAGGCCGCUACCCAAGCCGAAUUUCAGAUUCCCAUUGUCAUUGACUGCCAUAAAGUCACUGGCCUGGAUUUUACAGCUGCCCAGGGUUUUGUCAAGCUUGCUGGUGGACUAAGGCGGGAAGAGGAAGACGAAAGUGAAGAAAAUCGAGGUGGCGAGGUGCUGCUGAUCCUCUAUCGCUUGGAAGUGUCGCUGCAAAAGAUGAUUGACAACGCUGACAAUUUGGUCUACUGCGAAGGGCAGGAAAAGUUGCGCGAAUUUCUCACCCAAGAGUCCCUGCGCAACGGUUUUAUUAAUCUCAAGGAACACAUCAGAGCCUCCAUAGAUUUAGGAUACAAAAUUGACAUCAAAGUAGACUCAUAGUUUUUGGUUUUAAGAAAUAAAUUCUCUUCAGGUUGUUGUGGCUGUGCAGUUUUUACCUCUGCAUUGCACUUCCUCCAUUUGUGUCAACCGACAA
Stomoxys calcitrans (stable fly) is the source of this 2156-nucleotide messenger RNA. Its product is annotated as sodium-independent sulfate anion transporter. The record is from RefSeq and is a predicted model, not a curated record. Gene Ontology annotation, molecular function: sulfate transmembrane transporter activity. Bases 131 to 2062 code for a protein of 643 amino acids. Gene Ontology annotation, cellular component: membrane. Gene Ontology annotation, biological process: transmembrane transport. NCBI's taxonomy places the organism in Eukaryota, Metazoa, Arthropoda, Insecta, Diptera, Muscidae. The transcript has 6 exons.